Messenger RNA from Acytostelium subglobosum LB1, 894 nucleotides. RefSeq lists its product as hypothetical. The transcript has a single exon. The record is from RefSeq and is a predicted model, not a curated record. NCBI's taxonomy places the organism in Eukaryota, Evosea, Eumycetozoa, Acytosteliales, Acytosteliaceae. Gene Ontology annotation, biological process: site-specific DNA replication termination at RTS1 barrier; mitotic DNA replication termination. Gene Ontology annotation, cellular component: nucleus. Bases 1 to 894 code for a protein of 297 amino acids.
AUGGGAUGCGACGGUGGAUCAAUUGCAAGGAGGGAUGACUUGGUAAAACAACCAAAGAAGAAGGAGAUACUUAAUCAAAGUGAUUUGGACGAGAGUAGAUGGUUCUGCUGUACAUUGUUACAAGAUCCAUUGUCAGACCCAAUAGUGAUGGAUGAUUAUGGCAAUCUAUUCAACAAGACAAAUAUCCUACAAGCAUUACUAGAUGGAUUGUUAUCACAACAUGAUGCAUUGUCACAUAUUCGCUCGACAAAGUCUGUCUACGCAGUGCACUUCAUUGACAACCCUGCAUUUAUUGAACAACAACAAAGUAAUACACAAUCAACUGUAACAAAUUCAUUGGCUGGCAAUGGUAGCAAGGCUCAUUCUCAAUGGUACUGUCCCAUCACUCAGACAGAGGUCGGUGGUCAUCAACAACGCUUCAGUGCACUGCGCACUUGUGGACACGUCUUCUCUGAGAAGGCAUUCAAAGAGAUUGAUUCAACAAUAUGUUUUGUCUGCUCAAAGCCAUUUGAAACAACAGAUAUCAUUGUAUUGAAUCCUACUCCAGAGGAGUUGGUUGACAUUAAGAAUAGAGUUCAAUCAAACAAGAAGUCAUCGUCAUCUAAGAAGUCAAAGAAGUCAAAGAAGUCAAAAGAGUCAAAGGAGUCAAAGGAUGUUGAUGCGCCUACAACAACUACAUCCACUACAUCAACUACAUCAACUUCAACAACUUCCACAACAUCAUCACCAUCAUCUACAAAGAAGCGACAAACACCUGAACAAUCUGGAGAAUCUUCAUUCACAUCAUCAUUCACAAGGACUGCACUGGAGCAAGCCAAAGAGUUAACAAACAAGAAGAUGAAGUCGGACACAUUCUCAAGUAUCUUUGCCAAAGUCAAGUCAGUCAAUCAAUGA